UUGGCUUUAAGAGCUCAUUUGCAUAACGCGUCUUGCGGGCGGGGCUGAUUUGCAUGCGUGGCGCGCUUUUCUUUGCGGGUUGGGAUGAGGAGCGGCCUGUGCUGCUGGGAAAGGGGGUGGCCGAGAACCCCCCCGCCCGGCAGCAAUGGAGCUGCCCUGGCUGCAGAGCUUGGACAAGCCGAGCCGCCUGCUGCUGCACGCCCUCGCCUCCGGCUCCUCCGGGACACUCGCUGCCCUCCGGAUGCUGCAGCGGGUCCCGGCCCCCGGGGCACCGGGGCAGGCGUUUCCCUGGCAGAGCUUCGCCUCGGCCCUGUGUGCUGAGGAGCCCACCCUGGAGGGGCCAGAGAGGGCCCUGGCUGUCAAACCCCGCCUGCUGCUGCUCCCUGUCGUGUGCCAGAGAAACCUCUUCUCCCUGCUGCAUGUGGCGCAGGCCGUGGUGCCAGCAGGCUGCCUCAGCCAGCUGCUCCAGGCUUUGGAGCAGGAUUCCCAUGUGGAUCCCUGGGUGCGGACACUGGGGGAUCUGCUCCGGAAAGGAUCAAGGGAAGGGGAGUGUUUCCCACCUCCUGCUGCCUUCUCUUCCGUCUGCCAGCAGCAGCUUAGGAGUCUGUGCCAGAAAAUUGCCCAGAACAAACCAGAGGGGCGAAGGAAACUAAACUGGUGCUUCAGCCAGCAGCCCAGUGCCACUGGGGAGAUGGCUGCCUCAGUGCUUCAAGGUGGGAAGCGCAAGAAAGUGUUGGAGGAGAGCCUGGAGUUGGAUGAGGGGAGAGAGGGGAAGAGGCUCCUGCUGGAGGAGGAGGCAGCGUUUGAUCCCCUGGGAACCCAGGAGGGUGGAGAUGAGGCAGGGAUGCAAGAGGAAGUGCCUGAGGAGACUCUGGGGGACAGAUCUGCUGAGAGUCUGGCUGGAGCUGCUCUGGAAGGCUCCCAGCAGGAUGCAUCUGGGGUGCCCAGGAAGGUUUUCCAGGCAGAGCUGGCAGCAGAGGUCCAGUCCUUUCUCCAGGUGCAUGGACCAAGGCUGAAAAUGCUGCUGCAGAAGGAGUCUGGUGACCAUGUUUCCCUGCAGCAGUCAGAGCUGAGCAUCCUGAACAACUGUUCUCCUGGCCAGCUCGAGGGGCUCUGCUCCUUCCUCCAGCUUUCCACAUGCCCAGAGCACCUGCUGGUGCGUUUCUGCAGCUGCCUGCUGGCUCUCACCCCCGACCUCAGCUACACCAGCGCAGCCAUCCUGGCAGAGCAGCUCUUCCUCAGGCGAGUCCUGUCCCUCACCCAGCCACCCUCCCGCCACCUCAUGGCUGCCCUGGCUUCGUUUUGCUCCAAGUAUUCCCAGCCCUUCUGUCGAGUGCUGGUGCCUGCGGUCCUGCAGGAGCCGGGGGAAGAUGCUGAGCAGACCAAGCUGGUGUGUGAGCUUGUGGAAGAGUGCCUGGAGCCAGACUGUGUGAGACUGGUGCUAAGCCAGGUCCUGGAGGUGCCUUUGUCAGAGAAGCUCCUGCCAGUGGUGCAGGCUGUGCUGGGGAGGCAGGAGGUGCUUCCCCCCGAGCUCUUCGAUCUCCUGGUCCUGACCCUGUGCCAACAGGCCCCAGCCUUUGUCGCGUCACUGAAUUACGCCAAGCUGGUGACAGCCGUGCUCACCAUGUACCAAAGCCAGGUCACCCCAGCCCACCGGAGCCGUUUGGCUGCCGCUCUGGGUCGGAGCAAUGCAGCUCUGAAGAAAUCCCUGCAGGCUGUUCUGGAAGGAGCCAGGUGAGUGCCAAAGGGAACUGCAAGGCAAUGGCUCCCUUGGGCAGAGGAUGUGUGUCGGGUGCUGGCAGCAGCAGCCCCGGCCCUCACUGAGGGUUCACCACCAGCACGACGGAGACCUAAGGCGCGUGGGCUGCGGUGCCUGGUGCCUCCUUGAGGUGGGCUACACCCCCUGGGCCCCGCGGGCGCCCCGAGGCUUGAAGAUCAGUUGUUUGUUUUCGUCAAAAAAUGAAUACUCAUUGUCCCA
Molecule: messenger RNA, 1978 nt
Organism: Apus apus (common swift)
Lineage: Eukaryota; Metazoa; Chordata; Aves; Apodiformes; Apodidae
Gene: FANCE
Product: FA complementation group E
Exons: 12
Coding region: 146-1738 (530 amino acids)
Biological process (GO): interstrand cross-link repair
Cellular component (GO): Fanconi anaemia nuclear complex
Source: RefSeq, a predicted model, not a curated record